Molecule: messenger RNA, 1461 nt
Organism: Plenodomus lingam JN3
Lineage: Eukaryota; Fungi; Ascomycota; Dothideomycetes; Pleosporales; Leptosphaeriaceae
Source: RefSeq, a predicted model, not a curated record
AUGGCGCUUGCACGUAAUAGCGUGCUUGCAUUGCUCACCUUUGCUAUCAGUAUUCAUGCGGCGCCCACAGGCUUGAACGAACGCCAACUUGGCAUUAUCCUCCCACCCAAGCAGAGUAUCUCUUGGGAGAACAGCAACCCCGAGCCUACUGAGGAAUCAGAAGAUCUGGACUACCCAUCCAAACCAACUAACCAGAUAAGUCUUGGACAGCCAACAGGAUGGCUAAGCUGGGAAACCACUGCUCCCGCCCCCACAGAUGCUCCAGAAGAACCUGAUUCUCCACUACCGAAGCCAACUGAUCAGAUCAGUUUGGGUAAGCCUUCUUUCUGGGUGAGUUGGGAUACACCAAUACCGGGGCCAACAGAUACACCUGAAGAGCCUGGCCAUCCACCACCGCCCAAGCCGAGUGAUCAGAUCAGCCUUGGUCCUCCUUCUGGAUGGAUCAGCUGGGAUAGUCCGACGGCGACGCUCGAGCCGACUCCUACUCCCGACAAACCAACGCCGACUCUAACUUCUGAAUACUCUUCAAUAUUCACAACGCCGAUCGAGGACAGUUCGACUACAGUAUUGACUCCCUCAAGCUUUGUUAGCAAGUCUUGUCAAUCUGAGGCGACGACGUCAGCAGUAUCUUCCAGCAAGACGCCAACUCCAACACCAGCACCUACCACUACAAAGAGCGCCUUCAUCACCCUUGCACCGCCAAAUUUCAGUAUCACAUGGGGACUCCAGGCCAGGGACGCUGCUGAUCUCAAGCCCACUUCCACCAAGAAGACGACGGUUAAGCCCUCAACCACGAAGAAGACGACAACAACCCAAAAGACCAGUACGAAGAAGACUACAUCGAAGACGAGUUCGACAAAGAAGUCUACCUCAUCAACAAAGAAGACAAGUUCGACGGUUACCACCAAAAGGUCUUCCACAUCCUCAACACCAAAGCCCACGCCCACACCAACGCCGGCGCCAUCGCCAACACCGGAGCCCACUCCUACUCCCGCUCCUACUUCCGCAGUCAUACCAACAUCCAAGCCUGGCCCCAUUAUAAUUACCCCAACUUACAUCAUCAUCCCCACGCCAGGCCCGGAUCCCGACUUCCCAGACGACCCGGACUUCCCAGAUGACCCCGAUUUCCCAGGUGACCCAGAAUUCCCUGGUGACCCCGACUUCCCAGGCGACCCAGAGGACCCCGAAUUCCCCGAACCGACCCAAGCCCCACCCAAAGAUGAAAUCACCCUCGGCCCCCCAACCGCAACCGUGAUCUGGGGAAAACGCAAAGAGCCAUCUGACACGGCGCCUACGCGUCUUCCUGUUUACCCUGCUCUUGAAGACUCUGACCUUGGUGAUGGCGAUGAUUAUAAUCCUGCCUUCCCUCUUCCCCCUUAUAUGCCCAACCCGCCUGAUACCAUUGGUAUCCAACCCCCCACUGCAACAUUGAUUUGGGGCCGCGAGGCUCAGCGUAAGUAG